Mercurialis annua (annual mercury) is the source of this 483-nucleotide messenger RNA. RefSeq lists its product as uncharacterized. The coding region runs from base 1 to 483 and encodes 160 amino acids. The record is from RefSeq and is a predicted model, not a curated record. Gene Ontology annotation, molecular function: enzyme inhibitor activity. NCBI's taxonomy places the organism in Eukaryota, Viridiplantae, Streptophyta, Magnoliopsida, Malpighiales, Euphorbiaceae. The transcript has a single exon.
AUGAAAUCCCAAUCGGCAACUCAAACUCCAUCGACAUCUUCGAAGUCGACUCCCGUCGAUGGUAUAUGCAAGGUUACUACAAACCCUACAAAAUGCGCUAAGGUUCUUACUCCAUUGUUAAGCGGAUCAUCAACGGAUCCCGCUUCAGUUCUCAACUUGAUUAUAGACACCGCGUCUAAGAAUGUAAAAAUUGCAGCUUCCGUGACCGAUAGAGCGAAAAACGCUCCAUCAAUACCGGAGGAAAUGUCCGAGCCCCUUAGGAUUUGUUCAGAAUCUUAUGCUGGGGUUAUUGCGAACCUUGUUAAGUCUCAAGACGUUAAAGCUGUUAAUGGUGCACUUUCAGGUUCCAUUGCAUCUAUAAAUGCGUGUGAUAAAUCUUUUGCUGAUCAUCCACACAAUAGAUCACCCGUCAAGGAGAUUGAUGCUACUAUAGUCGAAUUGCUCGGAUAUGGAGUGGAUAUUUCUAAGAGCUUAAUUAAAUAA